Messenger RNA from Episyrphus balteatus (marmalade hoverfly), 1865 nucleotides. RefSeq names its product pyruvate dehydrogenase [acetyl-transferring]-phosphatase 1, mitochondrial (gene Pdp). The coding region runs from base 184 to 1599 and encodes 471 amino acids. The record is from RefSeq and is a predicted model, not a curated record. NCBI's taxonomy places the organism in Eukaryota, Metazoa, Arthropoda, Insecta, Diptera, Syrphidae. The transcript is spliced from 7 exons. Gene Ontology annotation, biological process: protein dephosphorylation. Gene Ontology annotation, molecular function: protein serine/threonine phosphatase activity.
CCGACACUCCCCUGUGUAAGCCUUUAAAAUUAUCUGUCAUCAUCAGCUGUCACUCCUGAUUUGAUCAAAAAAAUUGAUCAAAAAAUUUCCUCCUGCAUUAAAAUUGCUGAUUAUCAAUUCAACACACUCGACAAAACUAUCUACAAUCAUCACCAUCAAGUACUUUUGUUUAUCUCUUCUCCGAUGUUAGCAUUUCAAUUAAGAAAUGCGAUCUAUAAUAUUCGCUUUACAACAGCGGCUACCACCUCCAGCACUGUCCAUCGACGAAAUCUAUCCUUAACAUCCCUACGAUGGCUAUCAUCACCUCAAUUAACACCCUAUGAUGUCAACUUGGUUCUGCGCGAAAAUGAAUUCUCUCACAUUUUCAUCGAAGGUGAUAAUCCGUUGUUGGGUUAUGAAUCAAAUCAAUUGGCAUCGAAUAAACCAGUUGAAGAUUCACGGACUGAAGCUAGUUUCAUUCAUAAAAAUGCCUUUAUUUGUGGUAUCUUUGAUGGACACGCCGGCUCAGCAUGCUCACAAGUUAUCUCCAAAAGGCUAUUGCGUUAUAUCGCUGCUGGUUUGGUGGAUAGGAAAACACUGCGCGAGGAGAUAGCUAAAGGAUGUACCAGUCAAUCGUUUCUUAAAUGUCACAAUGAUUCGCAAGAUUUUAUUAAAGAAAUCCAACAAAUUUAUGAAAAGAGUUUUGCCAGAUAUGUGAACAAUAUCGUGAAUACAGACAUGACUCCCAGUGAGGCAAUGGAUAAAGCUUGUAUGCAACUGGACUCGGAUAUGUCUGAGGAAGCUCUUGAGCAUAAUGAUUUGCGGACAAUUAUGGCUGUAGCUAUGUCAGGUGCCGUUGCAUGUGUAGCCCACAUCGAAGGACGUGAUCUGAGUGUAGUCAGUACAGGAGAUUGUGCCGCUGUCCUUGGCUAUCAAACAGACACUGGCCAAUGGAUGUCGAAAAAACUCUCCUAUGAACACAAUUCAGAUAAUUUGAACGAAGUCAAACGCAUCCUCUCCGAACAUCCCCCCGAAGAAGCUGAUACUGUGAUUCGAAAUGAUCGUUUACUAAGUCAAUUGGCGCCGCUGCGCGCUUUCGGUGAUUUCCGUUACAAAUGGAGCAACGAAAUUAUGCAAAAAUAUGUUGUGGCCAAUUAUGGCGAGAAUUAUAUGCCACCAAAUUAUUACACACCACCUUAUCUAACAGCAAUGCCGGACAUUAUACAACAUCAACUAACAACUGAUGAUAGAUUUCUGGUGAUAGCUUCGGAUGGACUAUGGGAUUUUUUGUCGCCAAAUGAGGUGGUUAGUUUAGUUGGUGAGCAUUUAUCGUGUAAGAAAUUUUUGGAUCCACUUAAACUUCCCGAAGGCGAUGUCACUUUGGGUCAGAUUUCGGAUAUUCUGGCCAAAAGAAAAGCUGGUCGUCAAAAGAAACCACUUGAUCAAAACUCUGCCACUCAUCUAAUACGCAAUGCUCUUGGAGGAACGGAUUACGGCAUUGAACACUCGAAGAUCUCAUACUACUUGUCCCUGCCACAGGAUGUAGUUCGUCUCUAUCGAGAUGACAUAACCGUUACAGUUAUUUAUUUUAAUUCAGAUUACAUCAAACAACUCUCAUAGGCUUUAAGCUCUUGUUGAUUAUAAUCAUAAUAAGUCUCAAGCUUGUGAGAUGUGUGUGUGUAUAUAUUAACAACAUAAACAAAUUAAAAGAAUUGAAAUUUUGUGUUCCUGCUUCUUAUGUUUUAUUUUUUUCUUUCUUAAUUAAAUUUGUGUUUUAAAUUGAUUUAUCUUUACGUGUGCAGUUAAUUUAUUUUAAAGAAUAAUUCAAACUUGAUUUGUAUCCUUAUCUCAGCUAAGAAUAAAUAUAUUUUGUUAUUUUUAUUGAA